UGACUGUUGCUGCUGCUGUUGCUGCUGGUGGUGUUGUUAGUGCAGCCAUAUUGUCUGUCAGUCAGUUUAUUUUAGCAGUGGUGACUACUGACUGCUUUCCCAGCCUUCACUGCCUCCUCUGACACUCAUUUUUACGGCCAGUCGAGAGAAAAAAAAAAAACCCCUUCUUUUUUGACGACACAAUCAUGGAAGACAAUGGAGACUGGACUGUUGUUGUAAGGUCUGGACCACAAAAUCCACAGGCUGGCCCUGGGGGUCCACCGUCAGGCCCACCACAGCCUGGUGGCCCUCCCGGCCCACCACAAGGCCCUCCUCAGCCUGUCCAGCAAAGUAAACGGUUGCAACAAACACAGGCUCAAGUUGAAGAGGUUGUAGAUAUUAUGCGCGUGAAUGUUGAUAAAGUUUUGGAAAGAGAUUCUAAAAUCUCUGAACUGGAUGACAGAGCAGAUGCACUUCAAGCAGGUGCCUCACAGUUUGAAGCAAGUGCUGGAAAACUCAAACGUAAAUUCUGGUGGAAAAACUGCAAGAUGAUCGCUAUUCUUGUUACCAUUGUACUUGUGAUUAUUAUCAUUAUCAUUGUCUGGGUGUUCGCAUAAAUACUUUGCGAUGUUCUGGGUAGCCAACAAAUAUGGCUAAUGUUUGGCAAGUGAAUGAAAAUAAGUGAAGCAUCUGGCUCCAGCAGCAGGACUCUUUGACCAAAGCAACAUAUUUAGUGUAGAUUUGUAGGGAGUGGGGGGAAGGGUGGGUCAGAUGGUUGGAUGAAUGUUUUUUUGUCAAGGCUGGACGUAGUAAGGGUGGGUGUAUACUCUGUACACAUUUGUGGGCUUUAUAUAUUUGUUCUGCUCUUCAAUGUGUAUGUGUAUGUGUGGGUGUUAGCUUGUGUGUGUAUUGUGUAUAUGUUAAUGUGUAUGAAUUUUGUAGAGACGUAUACUUAUGUUUAUACUCUCAGAAGUAUUACUAAUAUAAUAAUUAUGGACAUGUUAAUGUAAUUUGCAAUUGUUAUCUGAGAUCUCCCUGCCCCUCCCCUUCUGUGAAUGUUUUAGGAACUAUACGGUGUAUCUAUGUUGCUGCAUGUGUUGUCUUUCCAUUAUUUCUCUCAUCAUUUUGUUUUCUCUCACACUUCUGUGCAUUAUCUGCAUGUAUGCCUGCAUUCCUUCUCCUUGCUCUCCAGAUACCUAUCCUCUCCUAAUACCUUACAUUUCUCUGACACAACCAUGCUAUGCCCACUCACAACAUAGUGAAGAGAAGCCACUAAGCUGGCUUUUAAUGUAUUUAAUUAUAGUUUGUGAAAAUUUGUAUAAAUAAAAUUGUAAAAAAAACAAAUAAAAUAAACAAAAUAAAUAAAAUAAAUAAUUUAUGUAUAAAAUAAAAUCCACUUAAAAAUGGUGUGUUAGUUAUAAUAUCACCAUUAAAAAAUAUAUAUUGAAUAUUUCAUUUGGUUAGUAUAUGAUCUAUCACAGCAAUUUGUAAACACUGCUGGUGUAUGUGGUUGAAAUGGGGUUAUUUUUCCAUAUUAGUCAUAUAACUGAAAUUAUUUUAGCCAAUUCUUUUCUGAUAGCUUAAGAAAUAACUUAGACAUCUAUUGGCUCAUGUAUUUAAAUCAAUGAUGAAUGUGCUGUCAUAAACCUGGACACUAACAUUAUUUAUUUCCACAUAAAUAUUGUUUUAUAGUGCUGCUAUUGCCAUUAAUUUCCUUUCUAAAUUAAUUUUCCCUUCAUGUAAAUAGUUUCUGUAAAGUCAAUUUUCCCCCCUUCUCCCCUACCCCGUUAAUUCCCCUCACCCCCACCUUUUAUUUUUGUCCUUACCUGUUUUUGGCAGUUGCAAUUAUUCUUCAGUGUAACUAGAUAUUUACACAAGUAUGGCUCAAAAUACUUGUUCAUGAUGUACAACACAAUCUUAAAAUAGUAUUCUCUUACUUUGAUGAUGAAAUAAGAGAUUAUUAUUAUUAUUAUUAAAAGUAAACUCUUUAAAUUAGUGUAUGGUGGAUUUCCUAGCAGCUUCCAUACCUCUUAAUUUAAUAAAAUUGUGGUUAAAAAUUAAAAACGUAAAAAAAUCCUGAACUAUUAAGAUAUACUUUAUAGGCUGUUUGAAAAUAAAAUUUUGAAUGAAAUCUCUCUUCAAUUAUUUUUUAUUUGUUUAAAUUGUUUCAAAUUCCUAACUGUAGCUUGUGUCAAUGCUUCAUGAUGCAAUCUGAAUCUCGAAAAAAAAAAAAAGAAAAAAGAAAACCAAAAACCACCAAUGAUUCCCCCUCCCCUUCGUAUAUCUGUAAAUGAAUGUUUGCAUGUGAGGAAGACCUACUGGCAGCACUUGGUUGGUGUUUUUGUUCAGUCUGCUCUACACAAACCAACUACCUGUCUUGUUAUGAAAGAAAAGUACACUCUUUUAGGAGCCUUGGAUUAUUUAUUUGUAUUUAUCAAUUAACUUCUGUUAAUUAUCCUCUCUAACUUCCUUUUUAAUGUUUAACUCUAUAUAAGCUGCUGAAAUGGGAACCAGAUCUACUCAGUACACCAGUUGAUGGUGUGAGAUGUGUACAGCUCUCAGCCGAAAUCUGGUGCAGAUUAAUUCAUCAAGCAAUUCACUACCUUUAUGAAAAUUUUAAAAAAUAAUAAAAAAGAAAAAAAAAAAAUAUUGGAGAAAAACAAAUGGGCUCUGUAUCUUUAUAUAAAAGAUAAUCAGUUUCCAAAUCUAUUUAGCUCUUAUAGAUUACUGAUGAGAGAGAGAGCGAGAGAGAGAAAGAGAGAGAGAGCAACAAAAAAAAAAAAAAACAGAAACCAUCUAACGAAGCCUUUAAAUGCUUCCUUUUCACUUUCAUACACGUUAAGUAUUCUUAAUAAGUCAACACUGCUUGAGGAGACAGUGAGAAAGACCUAUCAGCCAAGACGGUUGCUUAAUGCCUAAUACAGCAGGAAAGCUAUAUUCACACUUCCUCUUCAUUUAAUCUAUCUUUCUCUGUUCCUUUUUAUUAUAACAGAGCCUUUCUGUUUCCCUUUUUCCAAAAGAAAGUUUAAUUUCCCUUUUAUCAUUUUGGCUGUUGCCUAGAAAUCUCACAGAUAUUACACAAAUCUCUCCCUCCAAAUAAGCAGCAAAAUCAACUUGAAAUCUCUUAUCUGAUUUUCAUUUUAUCUUUUCUUUCUUUUUUUUUUUUUUAUUCAUCUGUAUAUUUCACUUCUGGGUUGUUUAUUUUCUUUCUUUCUUUUUUUUCUUCAGUUCUCAACAAAAUAAAACUUGAAAUCAAAAAUAUGCCGCUGUAAUAAAUAUUCAAGUCUUGUUUUGUAUGAGAAAAUUACCGGAAAAAAAUAAACUAAAAAAUCCUUUAUGUUUAUAUAUAUAUAUAAUAUAUAUAUAUAUAUUUUUCUUGUUGUUCUCCAACAUUUUCCCCGAGUUCGGAUUGUUGGUUGUCACUAAUUUUGAAAUGGGUCUUUUAAAUAACUUCAUUCCAAGUCAAUAGCCCUCUGUUUAUUUGAAAGAUUCCAUUAAUAUUGUUAUCUAAUUCAUAGCAUUAACAUUUUGUUUUGACUAUUUAUCCUACUGUUCACUUAUAAUAAGCUUAUUUCUCCUCCUUUAAUCUCAUUUUAAUUUUUUUCCUUUUUUUUUUUUUUUUUUUUGUUUGGGCCUUAUACAGUGUAUGAUGGAUGUUGUCUGUAUUCAUUUAGAGGUCCCUUGGAAAACAGUGUAAAUUUGGGAGAAUUAUUUUAAAGGUUAAAGUUACACUAAUGAAUGGGAAGCCCGUCACUGAAAUUGAUUGUUGUCAUGACCUUUUUCUACUGCCCUUAUAUUGGCAAAAUUAGAUUAUUAUAUUAUUAUUCAUGUGUGUGUAUGAGUGUGAGUGAUUGUGUGUGUCUGUAUAAAUAUAUACAUAUAUGUACAUACAUAUAUAAAUAAACAUUUAGAUAUCCUUAGUAAAUUAAUACCAGUUCUGUGUGUGUGUGUGUGCAUGUGUGUGUACAUAUGUAUAUGGUGAUUAUUAUUAUUACUGUUAAGGACAAUGGCAGUCCUGCUACUGUAUUUUUAAAUACAAUUGUUGAGUGAGUUUGACCAAAUAUGGACAAUAUAGCCUGUCUCCUUAAUAGCCAGACGAACACACUCAUUACACUCACUGAUACACACAUUCUCUCAUACAACUCAAUGCAGAUGGACACGUCCCUUGCUUGAAAAAGUUUGACUUUUAUGGGGUUUUGUUUUUCCAUUUUAGUUGUUUUUAAGUUAUUUUCCCUUCCAACUAUUUCAGUGGGGGCACCCCUGUUAUGAUGCACAAGUUAACUUGUUAUCUUAGACUUAUGACUUGUAGUUGUUCAUGAAUAAAAAGAAAUGUAAUAAAAGUU
Molecule: messenger RNA, 4322 nt
Organism: Octopus sinensis (East Asian common octopus)
Lineage: Eukaryota; Metazoa; Mollusca; Cephalopoda; Octopoda; Octopodidae
Product: synaptobrevin
Exons: 10
Coding region: 186-596 (136 amino acids)
Biological process (GO): vesicle fusion; vesicle-mediated transport
Cellular component (GO): plasma membrane; SNARE complex
Molecular function (GO): syntaxin binding; SNAP receptor activity
Source: RefSeq, a predicted model, not a curated record